CGACCGAGAGUGAAGCUAAAACUACACUACGUCAACAGCAUUGCCUCUACCUGUGCCUGGCCGUGGCGGCCCACAUUAUCCGCAUUGCAGCUCAUUAGUAGCGCCAAGUAGCUAGUGUAGAUCGACAAUUCGACGUAGGAGAGAUCGAGAUGCAGGCAUCGCCAGCAGCAGCAGCAGCAGUUGUUAGAGCUCCGGCUUGCGCGACAAUACGCUCUCAUGGCGUCAGGGUCCUGAGGUCCCACGCCUACGACUGGCUGGCGCUGCUCCUCCUGGUCGCCGUCGAAGUCCUCCUCAAUGCCAUCGAGCCGUUCCACCGCUUCGUCGGCGCCGGCAUGAUGGUUGACCUCAGAUAUCCCAUGAAGAGCAACACCGUCCCGGUCUGGGCCGUGCCGAUCAUUGCAGUCAUUGCACCUAUGAUUAUCUUCAUCGUCGUUUACUUCCAGAGGAGGAACGUGUACGAUCUGCACCAUGCUAUACUUGGCAUUCUGUUUUCUGUGCUCAUCACGGGCGUCCUGACCGACGCGAUCAAGGAUGCCGUCGGCCGCCCGCGCCCUGACUUCUUCUGGCGCUGCUUCCCGGAUGGAAUCGCUGUGUACGACAACGUCACCACAAGAGUCAUAUGCAACGGGAUCGCAAGCGUGAUCAAAGAAGGCCACAAGAGCUUCCCAAGUGGCCACACUUCAUGGUCCUUUGCCGGGCUGGGAUUCCUAUCGUGGUACCUCGCCGGGAAGAUCACCGUCUUCGACCGCCGGGGGCAUGUCGCCAAGCUGUGCAUCCUCAUCUUGCCUCUGCUGGUCGCGGUGAUGGUCGCGGUAUCACGGGUUGAUGACUACUGGCACCAUUGGACGGAUGUGUGCACGGGCGGCAUCCUCGGAACGGUGGUCGCCUCUGUUUGCUACCUGCAGUUCUUUCCACCGCCCUCUGAUGAGAAAGGGUUCUGGCCUCACGCGCACUUCAGGCACAUCACCGAGAGCGAAGACGCGAACAGAACGCAGUGUGCUACCGAAAUGAGUAACACCGACUCCAGACCCCUGACCGACUCAACAUCAAUUGUCGUUUGGCAAGAUCAGACGAGAACAAACAUGAGCCGAACGUUAGACGCAAUGGAGUCCGGUACGUUGGAUGCCGCUUCCAGUGUGUAGGGUACU
Molecule: messenger RNA, 1148 nt
Organism: Lolium rigidum
Lineage: Eukaryota; Viridiplantae; Streptophyta; Magnoliopsida; Poales; Poaceae
Product: lipid phosphate phosphatase 2-like
Exons: 7
Coding region: 150-1142 (330 amino acids)
Biological process (GO): phospholipid metabolic process
Molecular function (GO): phosphatidate phosphatase activity
Source: RefSeq, a predicted model, not a curated record